Molecule: messenger RNA, 4923 nt
Organism: Oncorhynchus kisutch (coho salmon)
Lineage: Eukaryota; Metazoa; Chordata; Actinopteri; Salmoniformes; Salmonidae
Exons: 7
Coding region: 1205-3145 (646 amino acids)
Biological process (GO): regulation of gene expression
Cellular component (GO): nucleus
Source: RefSeq, a predicted model, not a curated record
CAAAUGACUAGCUAAACAUUUUACGAUUUCGGUUGUUUGUAAAUUCAAUGCCAGAGUGCGGUCUGGGCGUUCGUAAAUCCAGAGCGUAGUCAGAUUGUCAGUUCAUAAAUUAGAAGCGUUCAGAGCGCACACCGUACGCUCUGGCCGGGGAGUAGGGUUGGUCUGAGCAUUCAGCAGCGGUCAAGCACCCAAGUUAACGAUGGCUAGCUAGAGAACACUUUUUGGGGGGGGCUAGCUAGAGAACACCUCACUCUGACCAUUUUACUCGCCCUAGUAGAGCUGGUUAGGCCAUUUUCAUUUUAUAUUGAGCGUUGGUGACACCGACCAUAUUCAUCCAGUGUUUAGCAUUCGUAAAUUCAUCAGUUAUUCUGCGCGAGAAUGCUCUGAAAUCGGAGUAGUAGUUAAUAAUACUGUCUGGCAAGUUCGAUGUAUUAGUAGCCAACUAGAGUUGGGUAGAUAGCUAACAUAUCAGUACCUACUGCUCUAAUGCUAUGCGGUUUGUAAGGAUGUAGCUAAUAAAUUGUCAGCCAACAUAGCGUGUAACGUAAGUUAUUUUAAAAGUGAUUACAUUGCUCAACAUUUUUUACAAUUUGUCAUAAUUAGUUAAAACAAUUCAUUUGUUUUUGCCUUCGUCAGACUUCGUCAAUUCUUUUCAAAUAUGAAAAGGUGAAGCCACGCCCAUUUUCGGAAGAACUGCAUUAUGGGUCCUAAAAGCACGGAAAGUGUCCACUUGCAUGUGUACUUCGUAUUUUGGCGAAUUUAGCACGAGUUUCGGGAACUUUUGACAUACUAACUAUAUCCAUACUAUGACCAGUAUACAAUAUACUCAAAUCCCGUCACAAAUAGUGCGGUUGGUAGCAGAUUAUUCAUCUUAGAUUUAGUGAAGAUAAUAAUUGGAGGGUGGUCUCACACUCCAGUACAGUAGGUGGCGGUGUAUGCACCUUUCAGUUGGUUGCGAUCCGAAAAUACAAAUGUAAAUAAGUAGGAAACGGAAGUGAAUAGUGAUCAAGAACAAUUUUCACGUUAGCGUUUUUGUUUUGUUAUUUAGACAUUUAUUAACACUCUGGAACUCAAUGCGAUUCAUUUUAACUGCAAAACAUAAUAUACUAAUAUACUCGGGUAGUCUUUAAUUCGCGUUGAAGACAUGACUUGGUUGAUAGAUGUUAUCUAGGUAACGCUAGCUAGCUGCUAACGUUAGUUAACAAUGGCUAACGGUAUGGUUUUUCACACUCAAAUAGCCUCGAUUAUGGAGGUGCUAGCGAAUGCAGCCGUGGCAGAGAUCUGUAAACUCGUAGACGACGACUAUGCAGUGUGUCGUUUGGAAAUAACUCAAAGCCAGAAAGAAAACAGGGGAUUGCGGAGGAAACUACAGCUACUGGAAAUGAAGGUGUCACGGGAGCGCGCAGAGAGGACAAUACGAGAGCGCGUCCUCGGCAGUCGUCCCAGUAGUGUCAAGAUCCUCGACCGAUACAGAGGAAUGGCUAGAGGUGAAGGACAUCUCACCGGAGGCCACAGGAGCUUUAUGAAGCCAGCGGGACACAAUACAUGGAGAGAUGACCAACCCAUAGCUGUAGAUGAGGGGAGUGGAACCUCAACCCAGCAUGUUAUCGUGAUAGAGUCUGCAGAUGCAGAGGCUGCAGGUCCUGAAGGAUCGUCUCUGGUCAAGAAGGAGAGGACUGAAGGAGAGGACCCACUGCACAGCGGAGACAUCCAGACUGGAGCAGUGGCUACAGUGGCACCUCCUGUAGCCACGGAGGACCUCACGACUGCCGCCUCGCCCCAGCCCAGGACCGGACGCAGCAUCACGGAGGAGGAGGAGGGUCCAGAGGUGCUGCUGGUGAAGGAGGAGGGUCUGGGGAACCCUGAGGGGAACAUGGUCAUGGAGGACAACCAGACUACAUCUCCUCCUGAACCCACAGAGGAACCAGCUGAGCAGCACAGGACCACACACAGUCUCACUGAGUCAGUAGACAUGGAGGAUGGGAAGCCUGAUCUGCUGCUGGUCAAAGAGGAGACAAUAGAAGACGAACCAGAGAGCAUUGACCUGCUGAGUGGACUAAAGAUGGGGGAGCAAGAUGGUUGGCCAGAGGCUAACAGAGGGGACUGGGCAGUCAUCUUGAAUUCCCAGACCCAGACGGGUGCAGCCAAGGGCCCGGGGGAUGACAUCACUGAGCAGGGCAGAACCAGAGGUGACAUAGUGGAGUCUGCAGUUCAUGAAGACCUGAGGAUAUCUGGUGUUGCUGGCAGGAGAGACUGGGCCUCUGAGAUGGCUGGUCACAAACCUUGGCUCCUGAUCAGGACCCUGAAUCAGGAGCCAUCGCUCUUCCUUCCCGAUUCGGAACGGGGACCGAAUCGCGAGGGGCUGAGACUCCAACAAUACACAGAACACAAUCAGUGGACAGGUGGACUGAACAACCUCAGUCCUGGUGGUCAUCAGAGAGACAGAGGCUCCAGUCAGGGAUCCAGUCUGCAGCCCAGACCCUUCUCUUCACAGUCUCAGUGCAGGGAUGGAGCAGGGCCUGGGGCUGAUAGAGAUAAACCCUCCUGUUCCUAUGAUACAAACACCACAGUAUCCAUGAUGAACAGAGCAGGUCACCCUGAGCUUCAGCCUUCACAGAGAGUGGUGGGAGACCCCCCUGGUGAUAGUCUAGCAGCAAGUCUGUCUUCUCCUUCAGGGUCUCGUCUAAUGCCUGUUGACUGGGUUCAUAGAAGUCCUGGACCUGGGUCUAGCCUUCCUCAGCUACCUCAUGGUUACCCCACCAAUACAGACAGGGUCAGGAUGGGCUUUCACCACAAGAGGUACCUAGCCUAUAACACAGCACACAAUCCAAACAACACCCAAACAAUGGCUAGAGGUCAAGGAGGGAGCUCAAACACUAACCACCUGAGGGUGGUGGCUCCUGCUUCUACCUCCUCUGGUGUCAUUGGAUCACAACGUGGGAGGCCUAGCGUUAGCACGGACGAAGAAAAGCCAUACACCUGCCCCACGUGUGGGAAACGCUUUGCUAAGGCGACCUAUGUAAAGAAGCACCAGACCAUUCACAUCAAGGAGAAGCCCUUCAAGUGCAAAUUAUGUUACAAGAGCUUCUCAUUCCUGAGUUACCUUAUCAGACAUAGGAGUGUCCACAACAGGGAGAAAUCAUAGCAUUGUGUCCUGAGAUGUACACAGGGGAUAUCUGGAAACAAUUAUUUAGCUGAAAUAUUAUAUUUCACAUGUGAAAUGUCCUGGAGUUUUAGGGGGAUUACCAAGUCCCUCAGUUGAGCAUCUGGGUAAACUCACAUUCUCACAUGAUACAGACAUCUUGUUUGGUGUGCUGGCAUAGCCAAAACACUGCCAUGUUACUGAAGUGUAACACUGUAUUCCCCCUCUGAAUUUGGUUUUGCUUAUGUUCUAUUCAUAAUAAAUAUGUCCCUCUUUUUUUUUAAACAACUGUUAUAAUACCCCCCCCCCAUACACACUCACACUCACACACACAAUCAGGUUGUACCUGGUCCUUUAUUUACUAAAAAUAGGUGAUCAAAAUACACCCUCUUUUUUUAUAACACCUUUAUAACAAGCCAGGUCUGUUGAGAUGAAGAGGUCCAAAAACAACCUCUACUGUGUCCCUUUCCCCUAUAGCCCUCCCAUGGCACUGGGUAGUAGGUUGGACUUCUCCCUAAUCAGAUAUUUGUCAUCCUCCCCUCUAUCAACUUUCAUCUCCCAUGUAUUUUAUGUGUAGUAUUGUUAUGCAUCUUCCAUGGUUGUAGCAAACAUUGCCGCUCAAUAAUUGACUUCCUCAGCCACACAAGUCAUUGCCUGACGAAUCAAACUAAAUUGUUCCGAUGCUCUAUCGUUCGCUACAUGCUUCAGUCUGAGACUGCCAUCAUUGAAGUCGUUUGUGGUGACGUCAAAAUGAGGGGUGUUUUACAAAACAAAGUCAUCAGCGAUUGGAUCAUUUCUAACCAGUCAGUGUCAAAGACAAUGAUGAAUUUUCAAAACGCAGCUUUACCCAAUGUGUGUUCUGGCUUUGGCCCAACCCAUCAGUUUCUGGGGCCAAUCAGAACAGUUAGAAUGUGUUUGCGUUUUAGGAGUUGUCAGGGAGGUACUCAGAUCCAGACACAUUGCGGAGCGUUUGGCAUAGCGUUUGGGUAGCCAGGCAAAACAAGUCACACUCAAAGUUAGCUGUAUUUAUACUGACGUACGUCACCAUGUCAAUAGCCUGAAGGCUUCAGGUCUUGUGAUGACUGGGGUAAAAUAUUAAACAUGAACGAAUGUGCACCUGUACUUGAGAUUGCGGAGUGACUGGAUGGCUCUUCAAACUGUUUAGGAUGGUAAUUAACCACAUGCCCCUCAUUAACCCUUUGUUCAAUUCAACCCUCAUUCAAUUCACUGUUCUUUCUAAACAAUUCUGCUCUGAGCUUGAAAGAUACUGUGGUUAUCAUGAGGAGGAUUUUUUAAAUGUAUUAUUAGGACCCCCAUUAGCCAACACCAAUGGCAAAAGCUAGUCUUACCGGGGGGGGGGGGGGGUGUUAAUCAAUUACACACGUCAAUACAUCCACACAACAGGUAGGUGACAUGGGGGUUGGGCAUUGUGUCGUGAGGUGUUGAUGUAUUCGUUUUUUGCUAACCAGGUUUGCUGUUCACUUGCACUGUAUGAAAUUGAAUGGAGUUCCAUGCAAUCCUGGCUCUGUAUAAUACUGUACGUUUCCUUGAAUUUGUUCUGGACCUGGGGACUGUGAAAAGAACCAUGGUGGUAUGUCUGGUGUGGUAAGUGUGCGUGUGUCAGUGCUGUGUGUAAGUUCACCAUGCAAACAAUGUGGAAUUUUGUUACACAUUCAUGUUUGUUAUAAAAACUAGAAGUGAUGCAGUCAUUUCUCAACUCUUAGACAAGAGAGACUGGCAUACAGAGUAUUGAUAUUAGCCCUCCGAUUACAAUGAAGAGC